AUGAAUUCUGAAGAUUGCUCCGUAACGGAAAACAGCUCAUCACAUCUGGAGAGAGGGCAGAAGGACCAUGGCACCAAUAUACGUUUCGAGAAGCAUCAUGAAGGAUCCAUUCAAGUCCCUAUUCCUUGUGCUGUGCUGACUGUGUUCUUCAUCACUUCCUUAGUUAUAGCUCUAGUCGCCUUGAAUGUGGGCCAGUACAAUUGCCCGGGCCUGUAUAAGAACUCGGCAUCAUCUGACCGCCAUGUUGCUUCCUGCGAGGACGAGUGGGUUGCGUACCAGAGGAAAUGCUACCUUUUCUCCACCACAACCAACAGCUGGACCUUGGCCCAGAGCUCUUGCUCUAAAGAUGGAGCCACUCUUGCUGUUAUUGAUUCCGAAAAAGACAUGGUAUUUCUGAAACGACACGCUGGUGGACAGGAACACUGGAUUGGGCUGAACAAGGAAGCUAAUCAGACAUGGAAAUGGGCAAACGGCAAAGAAUUUAACAACUGGUUCAACCUGACAGGUUCUGAGAGGUGCGUGUCUCUGAACUACACAGACAUUACUACUGUGGACUGUGAGGCAAACUUACACUGGGUCUGCAGCAAGCCCUCCAGAUGACAAGGAAGCAUUGCUCUAUAGAAG
Molecule: messenger RNA, 624 nt
Organism: Onychomys torridus (southern grasshopper mouse)
Lineage: Eukaryota; Metazoa; Chordata; Mammalia; Rodentia; Cricetidae
Product: early activation antigen CD69-like
Exons: 5
Coding region: 1-600 (199 amino acids)
Cellular component (GO): external side of plasma membrane
Source: RefSeq, a predicted model, not a curated record